This is a messenger RNA of Chrysemys picta bellii (western painted turtle), 2638 nucleotides long. The record is from RefSeq and is a predicted model, not a curated record. Lineage: Eukaryota; Metazoa; Chordata; Testudines; Emydidae.
CGUGGUGCCUUAAAGAGAAAUAACCUGCUUUCUUCAGGCUCGGCAGAGCCCAGCUGGUCUUGCUCUGGGGUCAGAACCUCCCGCACUGGGAAACAUUUCUGAGGAGACACCAGAGCCCUUGAAGAAGAGGAGGAAGGAGAAAGACGUGAGCAGACCUCAUCAUUCAGUGGGCAACAAUGGUUCUUCUGAAGCAGCUGAUACAGUCCUCCCAGACAUAAAGGAAAAUGCAGAUCCAGUUGACGGCCCUGAGUUAACGAGCCAUGUUAGAGUCAGAAGAACGGCUGAGAGACAGAGGCACAUGGUUCACUCGCCUGGUGCCGCUGGAGUUCAGAAAUCCCCGGCUGGAUAUAUGACAUAUCCAGGACCUCAAGGCACAAGGAGGAUCAAGAAGCAGGAGUCAGACAUGGUGGAUUCAGAACUGGUGCCGUUCCAAGGUCAAAAGGGAGAAAAGGGAUCUCCUGGAGCCAGGGGAGACAAAGGAGAAAAGGGCACUAAAGGAGACAGAGGAGAAAAUGGUCAAAAGGGAGAACCAGGAAUUGGGUUCAGAGGCCCCGUCGGUCAAGCUGGGCCCCCUGGGUAUAAGGGGGAGCCCGGGGCCCCGGGACCUCCGGGAGUGCAGGGCAUCCAGGGUAUUCGUGGCAACCCUGGCAUUCCAGGAUCACCGGGAGAGAGAGGAGCCCCAGGUCCAUCGGGCAUGCCGGGGCAGAAGGGGGAACGCGGUAGGAGAGGCAGGAAUGGAUCCACGGGGCCGGCAGGACCUCCAGGGCCCCCGGGAAAACAGGGGAUGCGAGGGCUGCCCGGGACCAAUGGCAACAAGGGGGAGAUUGGCCUCGGUGUGGCAGGUGCGAGAGGUCCCCGUGGACUGCCUGGCCCCGGGGGGGAGGAGGGCAUUGCAGGAGUCCAAGGCCCCAUUGGCAUGAUGGGUCUGAAAGGCCUGCCCGGAGCGAAAGGAGAAAGAGGUGAUCGUGGCCUCCUGGGACUCAAAGGAGAAAGAGGUGACCCCAUUACUAUUUUUGGACCUCAAGGCUAUAAAGGCAACAAAGGAGAUCCGGGUGAACGGGGCCUGCCAGGCUUCGAUGGAGACAAAGGCGAGAAAGGGGAGGAUGGGCCUUCAGGAGAAAAGGGGGUCAAAGGCGAGGCAGGUGCGAAAGGGGCCUUGGGGCUGUUCGGUGCCAGAGGACCAGUGGGGCAGAAGGGAGAACCCGGAGAACCUGGCCUGCCUGGAUUUGCUGGCAUGGCUGGCCUUGAUGGGAAGAAUGGAAUCAAAGGAGCUAAAGGUGACCGAGGUCUGCACGGUCAAAAAGGGGAACCGGGAGCGAAAGGUGAUCCUGGUAUAACUGGAGACCUUGGACGGAAAGGGUCUAAGGGCUUACGUGGUUUUCCCGGGCGGAUGGGUAGCCCUGGUGCCGAUGGAAUAAAGGGUGAGAUUGGCAGUCCUGGAAAACCAGGGAUACCAGGGUCAGAUGGACUGCUUGGGCCAAAGGGUGAGCGAGGAAUGUCAGGUGCAGAUGGCCCCAUGGGAGUUUCUGGGGAGAAAGGAGAAAAGGGGGCCAAGGGAGUUCCUGGCUUAGGCGGAUUUAAAGGGCAGGUUGGAUUGCCGGGGAAGAUUGGUGUGGCUGGACCACCUGGAUCUCAAGGACCACAGGGGGACCCAGGACCACAGGGUGCAAGAGGUAGAAGAGGAAGACCUCAGCUCUGCCUCAGGGGUUCUGCAGGUACUCCUGGCAACAAAGGAGAGAAGGGAGAAAAUGGUCCAGCUGGUGUGAAAGGAGAGAAAGGAGAUCCUGGCCUUUCUGAAGAAGAAGUGAAGGAUGUGGUCAGGAGCGAAAUGAGUGACAAAUGCGUUUGUGCAGGUGAGUUGGGACGAACGCCCAUAAACCGCGGGAAAGACUUUCACUUACUAAUUAAAUCUGCAGACCUGGGUGCAGACUCUCCAGGAGAAAUCGGCAGGAAUAUCAAAGAGAAUUUUCAAUCGCCAGAACUCAUAGGGAAGGCCGAUGAAGCUCAACAAGAAUUAGUUCGUGAAAUACAGAAUAUGACCGAACUAGAGAUGCCUAUCAUGGAAUCAACUCCAUUUAUGCCCGCUCCCAGUGAUAAGCAGCUAAUGGCUCAGGCUCGGCGCGAGCAGCGACAUGCCCGCCGCCCAUUAGAAGACCCUUGUCGGCUGCCUAUGGACGAGGGCUCCUGCCUGCACUACACGUUGCUCUGGUAUUACCAUGGAGAAGCCAACGCCUGCAGGCCGUUCGUGUUUGGAGGCUGUGGAGGGAACAGCAAUCGGUUUAAAUCCAAAUUCACAUGUGAGCGUUGGUGUAAAAUCACAACAGGAAGGUGACUGGCUGCAGACAGGUGAUAUAAAUGAGAAGGGAGCUGCAGGAGGUGAAUCCAGGACAGCUCAGAGGUUGGAAAUACAGCAAGAUGAACCAUUGAACACAAAGAGGUGGUAGAUGUUAGUUCUGCAAACAAGGAGAUAGUUAUGGUUAUGGAUAUGUAAUAAAUCGGACUGAUAAGGGAAUCUUUUGUUUGGCUGGAAAAGCUGAAGUGUUCAGAGGCUCUUGACGGUCCCAUUCACACUGUGCAACACCCAACAGAUACCUAAAUGUUAUUUUAUUUUUUAAAAUAAAACUGUAGGUUAAGCCAA